CGAGCUGGUUGUUUUUAUUGUGGCGGUUGGCUAGUGUUUUUUUUGUGUCUUUUUUAAUUCGGGAACUGCGCCCAUUUAUUAGAUUGAUUGUAAUAACAUUCUUAGAAGAGUUAUCACCGGUGCAUAAUGUUGAUUUAGCUAAACAAUCACACUAAUUUAGCAUCAGAGCGUUGAAAACUUCUUCGAAUACGUACACAAGCAGAACAAAGAAAACAACUUAAUCGGUUUCAUCAUACCUAUAACAACUGCUUAGAAGUUUUAGGAAAAAGCUAGAUGUGUUUCCUUUAAAUUUAGCGAAUUUAGUGAAAGUUGAGGUAAAAGUUUCGAUUGCAUUUAACUACGGAAAAAUUGCGUGUUGUUGAGACGCGCGCCCAGCCAAAAGAAGGAAGAAAGUUUUCGAACGUGUGUGUGUAUUUACUACUACGUGCUGCAAAAGAAGUGAAGUGGCGUUAUAUUUAUAAAAAGCCGUCGCGAAAAAUGCGAAUGAUGGAAGUUUGUUAGAGCAGUACUGCUUGCUACUGCUGCUGGCCUAGACGCGGCAUGAAGAAAUUAUUCAAUCGUUUCGUCAUCACAAUUCAUUGAGCAAAUAAAGGACGUGUAAACCAUUUGCGGCACAUACGAACGAGUACGUAGAACGGUUCCAACGAGGAAACACUGCACGAGGCUGAGCGUGAAAUCGAUCGUUAUCUUGAGUUGAGCCAAGGCAUCACCGAAUAAACAAACAACCGCACACUCAGAGUUCAGAACCAUCGGCGAUAGAAGGCACGAUCAUCAGUCAGUGUGAACAAAGAAGCAAAACUGUGAAGCUUUACUGCUUGCCUAGUAGCUCAGCGAUGACUGUUAUCAACAAUAUAGAAGGAAGUGCAGUAUGCAUAAAGCGUCAGUUCUGAAUAAUUGAAAAAUUACAGCACUCGUAACAACUGCUCGUCGGAGAGAACGAACAACUGACAAGCUUUUUACAACACAGUCAGUGAAUGUUCUUUCUUCCUGCUUCACUUUCGUUUCGAAUCGCGUGGAAUAAAGCACCUCAGUCAGUAGUUAGUCGUUCAGUAGCAGCUCAGUCAGCUUUACCAAUACCAAUCGACUAGCGACUAGUUUUAGUAGUCUAUCGGAUCACCCCGAGCGGAGUUAGCUGGGGGUAGUAUUGAUUGGUGUUUGCGUCCGAUCGAACUCAAUCGAUCGCAGUCUGCGCUGACUGACUCACGACCGGACCGUUCGUGAUCCUCCGGACACAGCAGUGAUCUCUGAAUCGCACGUGUGCGUGUUUCUUCGUUCCACGCGAGAAAAAUCUUUUAUGAAUGAAACAAGCAAGCAGCUGGCAGUGACCGCGUCGGCAAAAUGUGCACGGAGGCACGAAGCAAUCGGGUGUGAUUGAAUUGAUAUUCGCGAAGCAGAAAAAUACUUGAUUUGUGAAGGAAUGUGAAUAGUCAGUCACACAUGCAUUUAAUCGAAGCGUUUUGAAGGUGGUUGUGAUUUUUUUGUGGCUGAAGCUGAAGCGUAUACGUACAAAAUAAGUCGGUUCAAAUUAAGAAAAAUGAAACCUGCACGACUGAUAGAGUUUAGGACACUAGGAUUAGGUUUGGUCCUGAGUGUAGUGCUCGUAGCUGGUCAGUUAGAUAAGGUGGUAGUGGAUGAGGAGCUCGAAGGGCCGAAUGUUUGCAAGGAGGUGGAGCAAUUCCAGCUGUUCGUGACAGCGCCUAGGGAAAUCACCUACCAGGAGCGGUACCAGAAAUGGUGCCUUGGAGUUCCGCCCCGCUGUUCGGCGUACCGGGUGAAAACUAAGAUCGUAAACGAAACCAGCAGCGUUACGAAGGAGCGAAUACUGAAGAAGUGCUGCGUCGGCUACGAGAAGAACGAAGCAGGUGAUCGGUGCAUACCGGUUUGCAGCAAAGGUUGCAAGCAUGGCGAAUGUAUCGCGCCCGAGGAGUGCCGCUGCGACCAGGGAUACGUCGGAAAGACAUGCAAUAUAAAUUGUCCACCGAUGCGCUGGGGUUCGGACUGCAGCCAAACGUGCGAGUGUAAAAACAACUCCACCUGCAACGCUCAGGAUGGCCGGUGCAACUGCCAGAAGGGUUACCGGGGAGUGUACUGCGAGUUCCAGUGCCCUGCGGAUCGGUUCGGUCAGGAUUGCAGCGAGAUCUGUCAGUGUCUGAAUGGGGGCAAGUGCGACCCGAUAUCGGGCGAGUGCUAUUGCGCUCCCGGAUUCACCGGACCAUUGUGUGCUCAAAAAUGUCCGGAAGGCAAACACGGUGAGCAGUGCCGGUCGGACUGUCGGUGCCAGAAUGGAGGAAGCUGUGAUUCGCAAACGGGUGAGUGUGUAUGCCCACCCGGCUAUACGGGGACGGUGUGUGCUAAUCGCUGCCAGGGUCAACGGUAUGGACUGAAUUGUGCUGAAAAGUGUGAGUGCUUCAACGGGGCUGAUUGUAACCAUAUUACGGGCGAAUGUAUCUGCGCUCCUGGGUUUAUGGGUGCCAAGUGUUUGGAUUCGUGUCCGACUAAUGCGUACGGCAUAAACUGUACCGAAACUUGCCGCUGUCUGAACGGAGCCGAGUGCGACUCGGCUACCGGGGUGUGCACCUGUUCGGCCGGCUGGACCGGAGCCGAUUGUGGACUACGCAUCUGUCCCGACGAUCGAUUUGGCGAGAGCUGCAGCGGCCAGUGCGAAUGCAAUGCUAAAAAUACUAAAAUGUGCCAUCCCUGGAGCGGAAAGUGUCUUUGCAAGCCAGGAUGGAGCAGCGCUUCGUGCGACCGGCCGUGUCCUUUCCUGCGCUACGGACAGGAUUGCCUUAUUCACUGCAACUGUAAAAAUAACUCACCAUGCAGCCACAUUGAUGGAUCCUGUAAUUGCAUCGCCGGUUUCAUGGGAGAAAACUGUGAAGAGCAGUGCAGAAACGGAACCUACGGGCAGAACUGCAGCGAGCAGUGUGAGUGCAUGAACGGAGCCACUUGUUCGGCCGAGAGCGGUCAAUGCUUCUGUGCCCCCGGUUGGCAGGGCAUCCGCUGUGAUCGACCGUGUGACACCAAUUACUACGGCAAGGAUUGCACUGAACGGUGCAUGUGCAACAAUGGUGGCGUUUGCAAUCCCGUAAAUGGGCAAUGUAAGUGUCCUGCCGGAUGGACAGGAGAACUGUGCGAUAAGAAGUGUGAUUCCGGCCGAUUCGGACAAAACUGUUCGCAAACUUGCGAUUGCCAUCUGGAAAACACGCUGGCGUGCAAUACGACCACCGGCAAAUGUAUCUGCAAAGCGGACUGGGGUGGUGUCCGCUGCGAGAGCCGCUGCCCGCUGGGUUACUACGGCGAGUCGUGCGAUGAAAUCUGCACCUGUCACAACAAUUCAUCGUGCGAUCCGAUCAGCGGCGAGUGUAUUUGCUCCCGCGGUUGGACCGGACCGACCUGUACCGAUCCCUGCCCGGAAGGGUUCUUCGGUCACGGUUGCAUGGAACGGUGUCCCGGCUCGAAGACGGGCAAUUCGUCGUGCGAUCACAUCACCGGAAAGUAUACCUGUCGGCCGGGUUAUAUUGGGACUACUUGUGAGCAUCCUUGUCCGUUCGGUACGUACGGUAUCGAGUGUCGGUUGAAUUGUACUUGCCAGAAUGGUGGGGAGUGUUCCCAUGAGACGGGAAUGUGUCAGUGUCCACCCGGUUGGACGGGACCGAACUGUAAGGAGGUGUGUCCGAAUGGAUUCUAUGGGCCGAAUUGUAGUCAAAAGUGCAACUGUAAGAACAAUGCUCGCUGUCGGAAGAAUGAUGGGCAGUGUAUUUGCGAUCCUGGUUGGAUGGGUAAUCGCUGUGAUGAAGUUUGUCCGGAGGGAUUCUACGGAGAUCACUGCAUGAAGUCGUGCGAAUGUCCGGCCGGAAAUUUUGCCUGCCAUCCGGCGAAGGGAUGUGUUUGCAGUUUGGGCUUCUAUGGGGAGAAGUGCGACAAGUCACGGCACGAGGCUAAGAUUCAGGAGCAGGAUGAAGCCUCAAACGCCGGUCUUGCCUGGGGCCUAGUGCUGGCGGUAAUCUUAGUCGGCGUCAUCGUUGCGCUCGUCUUGUACUACCGUCGCCGGGUGGCGAAUCUAAAGGCCGAAGUGAAUCACGUCGUCAACUAUAUGAUCCAGGAACAGCCCGGACAUUUCGAUAAUCCAGUCUAUUCGGCCUAUCAGGGUCAACCGGGCUCCGGCGCCGGUCAACCAAUCAACCAACCAAGCAAUGGAAUGCUACCGAACGGCUCACUGAUCAGAAACAACCUGAGGAAUCCGAAGUCGAACCUGGAUAAAUAUCGCUAUCCGGAGAAUGAAUCUGUUGGAAGCGACCGGUCUUAUUCCAUACAGUUUCUUUCGGAAAGCCAGAAGAACUUUGAUGCCGACCUGACCAAUCCAAAUUACAACACAAUCGACGAUAAAGACCACGUGUAUGAUGAAAUCAAGCACAAAGAUGGUUACAAAGAUCUCGACACUGAGUACGAUCACCUGGACUACUCCCGGCCGGGCAGUUCGCACAAGACGCACUACUUCCGGAUGAACAACCCGCUGUCCGAUUCACCGAAGCAAAUCAACGUGCUGCGCGAGAACGGCACCACCAUCAACAAUCUAUCCUCGCCCGGGCUAAGCAGCCGGCUACCGCUCGUUCCUCCGCCGCUGCUGCUCACCGAUGGCGGCGGUUCGUCGUCGUCUAACUCGUCUCCGACGCCCCCACCGCAGCGCACUGCCAAUAGCCCGGUGCUGGGGCCGGAUAGUAGUAAUUUGUACGUAAAAAUGUCCUCGGAAGGCUCUUCGCCGGCACUGAGCGAACAGGAGCUCAACACCAGUGGCAGUAAAAUGGCCGAUCUUCAGCUCAACAUUAAGUGAGUAUUUCCCCUCCAAACAAAACACGAAAACUAUCAGUCGUAAUUUUCAAGCAAUAAUCGUGAGCUCAAAUGCUAAAAAUCAAUUAUAACUAGGCAAAAGUCGCGAUAGUUUUUCAUCCUGCGCUUUAGUUCAGUUCAGUACGUUGCGAGGUUUUAUUAUUUUUUAUCCUUUUAUGAUUGUGAUAUUAAUUGAUUGAGUGUUGUUGUAUUUGCACGUGUAUGAUAUAAUUUAAAUGUAAGCCUAAUCGUGUUCUGCUGAUAAGCCGGCGGAAAUAAGAAUCUUUACUAGACUGCUAGGAAUGAGUUAAAAAAAAACGAAAACAAACUAAUCAUGCUUUUCCCUCGAGGACUCGAGGUUGAGCAUAAAACAGGAUUGUGCCAAAAAGUCACUUGCUCUAUGCUCUAUUUCAUGAUCAUUAAGAUACGUAACCACUGCGCGCGGAGAUGAUACGCCAACAAGUAACUGAUAUAAUAUUACCUAUUUACAACACUCAUCGACAUAUUGUGGAAUGAUAUUUUAAAAUCUAGUGAACGAAAAUUGUUAUCCGAUGCGUGCGGGGGAAGAUUUCAAUCGGUUUUCAAACGUAAUAGUAUAAACCCCCCUCCCCAUCUCUAAAGUUUAAAAUGUUUAUACCUUUAUAUUCGUAGGAAAAUGACAGAAUAGAUUCACAUACAUAUUUAUAUGCAUUUGGCAAAGCAUGCAAAACAAUCCUUCUCAGAGCAAUUCAUUUUUUACAUGUUAAUAAUGGCGUUACUGAUAUGUACGUAUUAGAACAGAAAUUUUAUAUUAUAAGAAUCCUAGAUCUUA
Messenger RNA from Sabethes cyaneus, 5638 nucleotides. It is a transcript of the gene drpr, whose product is annotated as protein draper. The coding region runs from base 1535 to 4831 and encodes 1098 amino acids. NCBI's taxonomy places the organism in Eukaryota, Metazoa, Arthropoda, Insecta, Diptera, Culicidae. The record is from RefSeq and is a predicted model, not a curated record. The transcript has 10 exons. Gene Ontology annotation, molecular function: scavenger receptor activity; protein binding.